Symbiodinium necroappetens is the source of this 888-nucleotide messenger RNA. The record is from the annotation of a GenBank genome assembly. NCBI's taxonomy places the organism in Eukaryota, Dinophyceae, Suessiales, Symbiodiniaceae.
AUGGCUCGUGACGGCAGCGGCAUGUUGUCCUUGCUCGCCAUCUGCAUGUGCCUGUGCGCGCUGAGCAGCCAGCUGAGCUUUGUGAACUCGCCCGUCGCGAAUCGCGAGGUCAACGUGGCUGCAGCUGCGGCGGUGAAGUACGAAACGGACAUGCCUGCUGAGAGCGGCGUCUACCCCGUGGGCAACGCCAAGCGGACGGCACCCUAUGGCGAGCGCGACCCCCUGCCGGAGGGUUACGGCAUCCGCACUGGCCUGUCGGACUUGCUGAAGCCCCUGAAUGCGGAGGCAGGCGUUGUUGCGAAGGAGGACAGCAUCCCGACCGUCUUGGUCAUGGUGACUGGCAUCGUCCUGCUUUUCCUGUUCUACUUGCUGCUGUUGCUACUCGACAACCAGUCCGUUCUGCUGCCGCCGGAGGAUGAGUUCGACGAGUACGUGCAGUCCUUCGUCGCUGUGGUCGUUGGUUGCCUGAGCACAUGGGCCGUGUGCCAGUGCUUUGUGAGCUCGCCCGUCGCGAAUCGCGAGGUCAAUGUGGCCGCAGCUGCGGCAGUGAAGUACGAAACGGACAUGCCUGCUGAGAACGGCGUCUACCCCGUGGGCAACGCCAAGCGGACGGCGCCCUAUGGCGAGCGCGACCCCCUGCCGGAGGGUUACGGCAUCCGCACUGGCCUGUCGGACUUGCUGAAGCCCCUGAAUGCGGAGGCAGGCGUCGUUGCGAAGGAGGACAGCAUCCCGACCGUCUUGGUCAUGGUGACUGGCAUCGUCCUGCUUUUCCUGUUCUACUUGCUGCUGUUGCUCCUCGACAACCAGUCCGUUCUGCUGCCGCCGGAGGAUGAGUUCGACGAGUACGUGCAGAACUUCCUCCCCUACUUCUUCUUCGGUGAGAAGUGA